CUGUUCUGUUGUUUGCUGAUCCAACCCAAUUUUCCCAUCCUUUAAUAACCCUUUUUCCCUGCUCUUCUCCCUUCGUUCCCCAACACUUUGACGAGCCUUUUUCUCACAAAAGCUUCCAUGAAAUUCCAGAGCAAGAGAAUACACCACCACCACCCACUGUCACCCCUUUCUUCAUCUAACCUUUUUGAUAUCUUAACAGAAGAGAUCGUAUGCAAGAUCCUCGACCACCUCCACGAGGACCCUUUUGCCAUAAAAUCUUUCUCCCUCGCAUGCAAGUCCUUUUACUUCAUAGAGUCUCGCCACCGCGGGUCUCUCAGGCCUCUACGCGCCGAGCUCCUCCCAAGAACAUUUCAUCGCUACCCUUUCGUUUCCCACCUCGAUCUCUCUCUCUGUCCGUGCGUCGACGAUGGCACCUUAAACGUUAUAUCCUCGACCUGGAAAGCUACCCUGAAGUCAAUAAACCUGUCAAGGUCAAGGUUUUUCACGAAUGCCGGGUUAUCGAGCCUGUUCAUCAAUUGUUCGGGUCUCGUUGAGGUUGAUCUGAGCAACGCCACGCACUUGACGGACUUGGCGGCCUCGGCCAUCGCGGAGGCAAGGAGUUUGGAGAAGUUGAGUUUAGCGAGGUGCAAGUUGAUAACCGAUAUGGGGAUCGGCUGUAUUGCUGUUGGGUGUAGAAAGCUGAAGUCCCUUUGCUUGAAGUGGUGCUUGCGUGUUGGUGAUUUGGGUGUGGAGUUGAUUGCUCUCAAGUGCAAACAAAUUCGGAGCUUGGAUCUCUCUUAUUUACCGAUCACGGAGAAGUGCCUCAAUUCUGUUCUUGAACUCCAAAAUCUUGAAGAUCUGGUUCUAGAGGGAUGCCAUGGCAUUGAUGAUGAUGGCCUUUCAACACUCGAGCAAAGUUGCAAGUCACUAAAGAUGCUUAAUUUGUCAAACUGUCAAAAUGUUACACACAUGGGAUUGUCAUCUCUGAUAAAUGGCACUGAACAGCUACAGCAGAUUAUAUUGGCAUAUGGCUCUUCUGUAAGUCAAAAAAUCCCUAAGGUUACUUCUGAUCUAGCAAAAUGUCUGUAUACUUAUUCAAAGCUGCAAUCAAUUAAAUUAGAUGGUUGUAUUAUUACUUGGUCAGGGAUCAAAGCCAUGGCAUGUUUGCGUGCCCCUAUCAAGGAACUGAGCUUCAGUAAAUGCUUAGGACUGACAGAUGAUGGUCUCUCUUUCCUCGUCCAAUCACACAAAGAUAUGAGGAAACUAGACAUCACAUGCUGUCGUAAAAUAACAUAUACCUCUAUAGACAGCAUAACAAGUUCAUGCACUUCCCUUACCUAUCUCAGGAUGGAAUCUUGUAGCUUGGUUCCUAAGGAAGCCUUUGUUUUGAUUGGAGAACGUUGCUCAUUUUUGGAAGAGCUGGAUGCCACAGAUAAUGAAAUUGAUGACGAAGGUUUGAAAUCCAUCUCAAGAUGCUCAAAACUAUCCAUUUUAAAGUUAGGGAUAUGCUCUAACAUUUCAGAUGAAGGACUUGCCAAAGUUGGAAGUCGUUGUUCACAGCUUAAGGAACUUGAUUUAUACAGGUCCACAGCAGUAAAUGAUGUGGGCAUUUCAGCCAUUGCUGAUGGUUGUCCUGCACUUGAGAUGAUCAAUAUAGCUUAUAAUGAUAAAAUUACAGAUAAAUCAUUAAUAUCAUUGUCAAAAUGUGGGAUGUUAAAAGCACUCGAGAUUCGUGGAUGCCUUGGUGUCUCUUCAACUGGUGUAUCAGCCAUUGCUGUGGGAUGUAAGCAACUCACGGUGCUGGACAUAAAGAAGUGCUUCAACAUUAAUGAUAACGGAAUGCUUCCACUUGCUCAAUUUUCACAAAAUCUGAAGCAGAUAAACUUGUCAUAUUGUUCUGUUACUGAUGUUGGGCUUGUGGCACUAGCUAGCAUCAGUCGCCUACAAAACAUGACAAUCUUGCACUUGGCCGGUUUGACUCCAAAUGGCCUGGCAGCAGCCCUAUUGGCAUGCCGAGCAUUAACAAAAGUUAAACUCCAUGCAUCCUUUCGACCAUUACUUUCUCAAUCCAUUCUGGGGUACAUGGAAGCCCAUGGGUGCGUCUUUCACUGGAGGGACAAAGCAUUUCAGAAGGAAAUGGAUCCCAAGGGAUGGAAGCUGCAUUUUGGAAAGAAUAGCAGAGAAGUUGCGUAGUUGCAGAGGCAUGCACGCCCUGGUUAUUUUCAACUGAAUAGCAGAAGACGUUACUGGUUGGGCAUGGGGGGGGUGUCAGCCUAUUAAAUUGGCCAGUCAAAUGGCUGCUCCCCGCUCGGUCUACAACUAAUUAAAGAAAGCUUGUUUAUACAUUGGCCAUAAUUUAUUUAACAGACGGAUAUGACGUAAGAAUUUGAGGCAACAGCAGACACAAGUUUGGAGGAUUGUCAUAUGGCAAUCUGCAUUUUGUCAUUGGCACACCUGUUGAUUUUAAUUUUUUUUUUAUUUAUGUUGGAAAAUUCAUAUGAUGAUGAUGAUGAUCAUAUUGACAAUA
Molecule: messenger RNA, 2506 nt
Organism: Hibiscus syriacus
Lineage: Eukaryota; Viridiplantae; Streptophyta; Magnoliopsida; Malvales; Malvaceae
Product: F-box/LRR-repeat protein 3-like
Exons: 8
Coding region: 118-2172 (684 amino acids)
Biological process (GO): SCF-dependent proteasomal ubiquitin-dependent protein catabolic process
Cellular component (GO): SCF ubiquitin ligase complex
Molecular function (GO): protein binding
Source: RefSeq, a predicted model, not a curated record